CGUGGUCACGCUAAUUUAACUGAAGGGUGGGGUUUCGAUCGGAGAAAAAGUGGGGCCUCGGGAGUCAUCGCGAAGGGGUGGGGCUAAGGUAAUUGGAGGCGAGACUUGGGCGGGAUUGGGCGGUCGUCGCAAGUUUCACUUGAUCUUAGCCAAAAGGCCGAGAAGCGAUGGUCGUCGCAAGUUUCAAAGGAAACCGCGGAACUUGGUCUUCCACUCUCGCCUUGGUGCCUGUCUUUGCCCAGCUGAGCAACCUCCAGAGCCUCCUUCCAGCUGUUGGUUCAGCCUUCCUCAUUGCCACCCCUGCCCAGAUCCUCUGCUGCAGCCAUGUCACUCCUGGCGACCCUUGGGCUGGAGCUGGACAGGGCCCUGCUCCCAGCUAGCGGGCUGGGCUGGCUCGUAGACUAUGGGAAACUCCCCCUGGCCCCUGCCCCCCUGGGCCCCUAUGAAAUCCUCGGGGGAGCCCUGGAGGGCGGGCUCCCAGGGGGAGGAGAACCCCUGGCAGGUGACGGCUUCUCUGACUGGAUGACUGAGCGGGUGGACUUUACAGCCCUCCUGCCCCUGGAACCCCCUUUGCCCCCAGGUGCCCUCCCCCCACCUUCCCCACCCCCACCUGACCUGGAAGCCAUGGCCUCUCUCCUCAAGAAGGAGCUGGAACAGAUGGAAGACUUCUUCCUUGAUGCCCCACUCCUCCCACCAUCCUCCCCACCACCACAGCCACCACCCUCAGCACUGUCCCUCCCUCUCCCACUCCCUGUCCCCACCUUUGACCUCCCCCAGCCCCCUUCCCUAGACACCCUUGACUUGCUGGCCAUCUACUGCCGCAGCGAGACUGGGCAGGGAGACUCAGGGUUGGUGCCCCUGCCCCCACCACAGCAGCCCCCUCCCCCGCCCCCUCUGCCCUCUCGCCCGGCCCCUUACCCCAAUCCUGCCACCACUCGAGGGGACCGCAAGCAAAAGAAGAGAGACCAGAACAAGUCAGCGGCUCUGAGGUACCGCCAGAGGAAGCGGGCAGAGGGCGAGGCCCUGGAGGGCGAGUGCCAGGGGCUGGAGGCACGAAACCGGGAGCUGAGGGAGAGGGCUGAGUCAGUAGAGCGCGAGAUCCAAUACGUCAAGGAUUUGCUCAUUGAGGUGUAUAAGGCUCGAAGCCAGAGGACCCGGAGCAGCUAGAGGAGCAGGGGCUUUGGGCGAGAAGGGGCACUGGUCUUCAGCUCCAGCUCGCUUCUGUUUCUGGGGCUGAGGUAGGAGGGUCCCUCCCAUCAUCCCCUGGUCUGUCUCCCCCCACCUUCUUUCCCUUUGUCUCCUCUCCUGUCCAUUUCUGAACCCGAUCCCCUUCUCCCUCCCCAGAAUCAUGGAGUGUUCGGCCUCAGUCAACAUCUCCACUCCUUAAGUAACAGCUGAGGGCCUGGGGCCUGCAGGGAGUCUGGGAAGCAGGAGAGAGCUUGCAAACCUGGCCUUUCAGAUGGAAGCGAGGCCAGGAAGCAGGGCAGAAUGAAUGUGCAGCUGAGGACAGGAAAGCCAGCUGGGGACUAGGGCAGGGAGGGUUUCAGGAAUGGCCCCCUGCUUACAAUAUAAGCAAAAAGCAAGCCAAGUGACCUUGGGGAAGUGUAUUUGGACUGGAAGCCAAGAGGCGGCCAAGUUCACAGAGCAGGUGAAUAUGCAGGUAGACUGGGAGGUGGGCAGGGGGGUGGGAUCGCAGUGAUUGGUGACUGGGUGUUCAUUUUAGCUCUGGGAGGAAAUCAGUGUUUGUGAAGGUGUUGGGGAGGGGCUAAAUCUAGGGGAGGGAGGGCAGGAACUGAUCCUUUUGAUGAUUUGUGAGUGGAAAUAAAAUGAAGAAUUUC
Messenger RNA from Neogale vison (American mink), 1838 nucleotides. It is a transcript of the gene ATF5, whose product is annotated as activating transcription factor 5. Gene Ontology annotation, cellular component: nucleus. Gene Ontology annotation, biological process: regulation of transcription by RNA polymerase II. The transcript is spliced from 3 exons. Bases 325 to 1167 code for a protein of 280 amino acids. NCBI's taxonomy places the organism in Eukaryota, Metazoa, Chordata, Mammalia, Carnivora, Mustelidae. Gene Ontology annotation, molecular function: DNA-binding transcription activator activity, RNA polymerase II-specific; RNA polymerase II transcription regulatory region sequence-specific DNA binding. The record is from RefSeq and is a predicted model, not a curated record.